This is a messenger RNA of Oncorhynchus kisutch (coho salmon), 2800 nucleotides long. RefSeq names its product retinoid-binding protein 7-like. Bases 69 to 476 code for a protein of 135 amino acids. NCBI's taxonomy places the organism in Eukaryota, Metazoa, Chordata, Actinopteri, Salmoniformes, Salmonidae. The transcript has 7 exons. Gene Ontology annotation, molecular function: protein heterodimerization activity; chromatin binding; lipid binding. The record is from RefSeq and is a predicted model, not a curated record. Gene Ontology annotation, biological process: resolution of meiotic recombination intermediates; replication fork processing. Gene Ontology annotation, cellular component: FANCM-MHF complex.
CUUUAAAUAUCUUCAUUCUAACAACUGCUGUCUAUUGAAGGUUUGAGACGGCCACACAAGUAUCCACCAUGCCUACCGACUACAGUGGCACAUGGGACAUGACUAGUAAUGAAAACUUUGAAAGUUACAUGGUUGCUCUUGGCAUUGAUUUUGCAACACGCAAGAUUGCAAACAUGUUGAAACCUCAGAAAGUGAUUGAGCAAGACGGGGAUUCUUUCACCAUCAAAACAUUCACUACCUUCAAAAACUACACAGUCUCAUUCAAGAUUGGGGAAGAGUUUGAGGAGGUGACCAAAGCCAUGGAUAACAGAAAAGUCCAGACGGUGGUCAACUGGGACAAUGAUAAACUGGUGUGUGUUCAGAAGGGAGAGAAGAAGAACAGAGGGUGGACACACUGGAUAGAAGGAGAUGAGCUCUAUCUGGAAAUCACCUGUGGGGAUAAAGUCUGCAAGCAGAUUUAUAAAAGGAGUGCUUGAUACUUCUUUCACCAUAAAGUUUGCCCAAUAUUUCUUCAACCUUACAUUUGCUAAAUAUUCUUCAUAAAUGUAUCACUAAUAUGACAUGCUCAUGGUAUGUUUUGAGUAUGCAAAAUAAUUCAAAUAAAAUAGUCAACAUUUUAACAACAUGAAUAAAAACAACAUGAUAUACAUUUGAGGAUUUCGUGAUUAUGUACAAUACAUUUAAUCUACUAAAAACCAUGAAUAAAGCACUGGACCAUGAAUGCAUUGUUUUGUAAUACUCCAGCCCAGCAGGUGGUGCUAUAGGCCUAGUAUUGGUUCAAUUGGAUGACACCAUCCGCCUUUCUAAGCGCGCAAUUUUUCAAGUUUAGCGGAAUUUGAUUUGUCGUAAAGAUUAUUCCAUGCCCAUUAGCUAGCUACUCUACAAACGAUUGUACAUAUUGUUUCGUUUUCUGUUUUAAAUAUCAUCUGGUGAAAAAGUGUAUGAGUAAACCAGUGUGAUAGGCUAUGUAUGCUAUCCACUACUAGCUGCCGAGCUAACGUGAACUGUCGGGAGAAAAUGGCAACAGCAAUGGACGAGGAGGAAAGAAAACUUCAGAGACUGAAAGCAGCAGUCCACUAUACAGUGGGAAGACUGUGUCAAAGCAUUGGUGAGGAUCAUCAGAAGGAAUUCAGUCGACAGGUUAUAGCAGCAAUAGCUGAAACGACGUUCAGGCAAUGUGGCAUGCCAAAAGAAGCACAGUAUCUGUAGAGGAUGUGAAGCUUACAGCUCGUCGAAGUACUGCACUGUCUAACUUCAUACAAAGGAAGAGUGAAGAGAUUGCCAGCGCCAACCAGGAGCAGAGAGACACAAGGAAGAAGAUUGCAGGGAAGAGGAAGAAUAUAGAGAUGGUGUAGGGAGGGAAAACAUGCUACCCUAGUACUAAGUUAAUGGGUUCGAUUAUACAGACAGUUAAUAGCAUGUGUGCUUUUACUAAUACGGCAAACUGCUCGACCAAACUUGCAGAAAAUAUUUAUUGAUUACAAUUCCAAGUGGUACAGCAAUAUUAUCUUCAUUGGUUGAAAUGUAAGCACUGUUCCAAUGUCUUCUCCAAAUGUAUUUACAGAUCUACACAUUAACAUCAGUUCAAUACAAUGGUGAAGGGCAACAGGUGUUCCCAUUCACCAUUGAGAUGUGCUGUAAUAUCCUGUGUACACAAUCUGAAAUAUCAACCUGUUCAUUGUCUUGUCCUAAAGAAUAGAUUAGUUCUACCCAAUGCUGCAAUGUUACUUUAAAAUAGCCAAAUAAACAAUACUCAUCAGGUCUGAUUAGAAAUGUAUCCAAACUUACUACUCCUUUUAGGUUACCAUAAAUAUAAGAGACCCCAUUUCAAGCCUGUGAGGACUUCAGUCUUCAUCCUUCAGGACACUGACUCCAGUCCGGGUUCAGAUGGAAACCUCGGUCAGCAGUGUCCAAGGUCCCUAGAUAUGUGAAUUAAAUUAGAUUUUGACAACUCAAAUGUCACAAAAGUACCCAGUAUUCAUAUAAGCAUAUCUAUUCAAAAACAACGUUUUAUUAGAGAACUCUUAUUUGACAUGUCUAAAACACCUUUGAAACACACUGAAUCACACUGGGAAAUAUGACAACCACACCACUCCAUGCUCUCACACCAACACUCACGUCCCCAGUGUCCUCGGCAGGUGUCAUCCACAUCAAGUUCACACUUACAGAGCAUCAAUAACAAGGAAAGAAACCACACACACCAUACAGCAUUCAGGUCAGGUAGGUUAUAUAAGCAAGACAAAUAUUCAGCACAACAUUCCACACUACAUUUGUGUAGUACUUCUGCACUUGAUCAAUAAGGGUAGGAAACAUUGCUACAAUAAAAGAUCUUGAAGUACUACUAAAUGAAAGUCCAUUUUAGGGGGAAGGAGCUUGUAGCAUCUGCAGCUUCCAUUCACUCUCACAAAAGCAGUCAAAUUGGGCUCUUUCAUCGCACAACCAGUCCGUUUCACGCUUUCUUUUUCUCUCUCCGUUCGCUCACUCAUCGAUUCACUCUUCGCCACAAGCCAUCCUCAGUCGCACUCAUGAGUUCUUAAAAUGUCAGCUGCGCAGUUCUUUCCAUUAAAAAGUGGAUAAAAAAUGAAACACCCACCGUCUCUUAGAACAUGCGGAGUGAAGCCGUUGUUUGAUGGCAAAGCAUUUACAGAUGGGAAGAGGGAGAGUGAUACUGACAUCACCCAAAGAAUGCUGCCAAAGAGGAGCUUCUUCCCGGGAAAAUGGAAGAGAAGUGAACUGCAGAAGAGAUUGUAGUGAAGGUUUUUCCAUUGAACUUGACUGCAAAUAAAGUUGCACUUAAACA